This is a messenger RNA of Arachis stenosperma, 429 nucleotides long. RefSeq lists its product as uncharacterized. The transcript has a single exon. Lineage: Eukaryota; Viridiplantae; Streptophyta; Magnoliopsida; Fabales; Fabaceae. The record is from RefSeq and is a predicted model, not a curated record. Bases 1 to 429 code for a protein of 142 amino acids.
AUGAGGGUCACUCACUAUGAUCGAAGGGCUUCAGUUUUUAGCGUAGAGAAAACGGAUCCCCUAGAGGGAUGGAGCCAAAAUUUAUAUCGCGUUAGGCUCAACAUGCAGCAGUGCGACCGUGGAGUUUUUCAAGCCCUGUACUAUUUGUGUCGCCAUGCUUUAGCUGCAUGGUCUACAGCGAGCAUCGAGUGGGAUGAGUGGGGUACAUUCGUUGAUCCAGUGUAUCGAAUAGCUUCAGAUUUCAAAGUUUAUGAGAUGGAGUUUUCUCCUAUACCAGACAAGAAGAUGUGGGCCUCGUGGUAUGGUGCAAGGUUGAAGCCAAAUCUCUCUAUGCACAGGAAGACGAAAGGACAACCAAAAUUGACACAACUACGUAAUGAGAUGGACAAGGUUGAGAGGUUUGAGAAGAGGUGCAGUCUUUGUCGUUAG